Molecule: messenger RNA, 868 nt
Organism: Pogonomyrmex barbatus (red harvester ant)
Lineage: Eukaryota; Metazoa; Arthropoda; Insecta; Hymenoptera; Formicidae
Gene: Gtpx1
Product: glutathione peroxidase-like 1
Biological process (GO): response to oxidative stress
Molecular function (GO): peroxidase activity
Source: RefSeq, a predicted model, not a curated record
GCGCACUAAAGACUACUCCGGUCCGAUGUGAUACGCGAUUAGUCAGUAGAAAAGUGCGACUCCGAACGACCGGUUAGUGUCAUCUUCUCGACGUUCAUUCGACGUACGUGUGUUUUUCAGCGAUACUUUGGAGGGGAAGGAGAACGAAAUUCCUCGCGAAAUGCCAUCUAAGUCACGUCCAACAAGUUUUCGAGAAUAUUUGGAUUCCACGAAAAUGUAACGUUGCAGCAACGAUGAGCGGAAACAAGGAUUACAAAUCAGCCAACUCGAUUUACGAUUUCACGGCGACUUCCAUAAAGGGAGAGGAAGUUCCUUUGUCUAACUACAAAGGACAUGUAUGCUUGAUUGUAAACGUUGCCUCGAAAUGCGGCCUCACAGCAACAAAUUACAAAGAACUGAACGAAUUGUACGAUGAGUACGCUGAAUCCAAAGGAUUACGGAUUCUAGCAUUUCCCUGUAAUCAAUUUAAUGGACAAGAACCCGGCAACAGCGAGGAGAUUUGCAGUUUCGCUGAUCGCCAGAAAGUAAAAUUCGAUUUGUUCGAAAAAAUCGAUGUGAACGGUGAUAACACGCAUCCCCUUUGGGCAUAUCUGAAGAAAGAGCAAGGCGGCAUACUGGGUAACUUCAUAAAAUGGAACUUCACCAAGUUUAUCGUGAAUAAAGAGGGCAAGGUCGUGGAGCGACACGGUCCUAAUGUGGAUCCCCACAAGCUAAAGGGUUCUUUGGAAAAAUAUUUUUAAACUGCUUGUUUUCACACAAUUCCCUUAACUUAAUAUUAUUGAUGGUUUAAGCGAAUUUAGCAAGGGAUUUUUAAAUCUUCGUAAUAUGAAUGCGAUGUUUCCACAUAUACAUAUAGAUUUGACACAAA